AUGUCGUCCAAUCAUUACUGGGACACGGCAUUCGUCCUUGCAACGGUUGUAUUCUGCCUUCUGUACCGAACAAUCGGUGUACUUGCUCAGUGUUUCUUCCUAAACAAAUUCCGUCACAAAAAGUUUACAAAGAUCGAUCAACUCAUUCUAUCUUACGGAGGCCUUCGUGGUGCGAUCGCUUUCGGUCUGGCGAUUUCAAUUCCAUCAACAAUUAUGGCGAGGCAGAUGUUCAUCACCACAACGAUAGUCGUGAUUUUCUUCACUGUAUUCCUGCAGGGAAUCACUAUUCGUCCACUUGUCAACUACCUGAACGUGGAAACAAAGGAAGAUCGUCAUCCAACGAUGACCGAAAGCGUCUACAACAAGCAUUUAUUAUCGGCUGCUAAAGAAGAACAUCGUGGGGGAAAAAUGCUAACUAUUUCAAACACAUCAUAUGUGCGAUAA
This is a messenger RNA of Cooperia oncophora, 444 nucleotides long. NCBI's taxonomy places the organism in Eukaryota, Metazoa, Nematoda, Chromadorea, Rhabditida, Trichostrongylidae. The record is from the annotation of a GenBank genome assembly.